Messenger RNA from Sphaerulina musiva SO2202, 597 nucleotides. RefSeq lists its product as uncharacterized. The coding region runs from base 1 to 597 and encodes 198 amino acids. The transcript has 4 exons. NCBI's taxonomy places the organism in Eukaryota, Fungi, Ascomycota, Dothideomycetes, Mycosphaerellales, Mycosphaerellaceae. The record is from RefSeq and is a predicted model, not a curated record.
AUGGCCCAAUAUCGCUCGGCAGCCGACAACGAAUGCUCUAAUGAAAGAGUGGGAAGAUCCGUCCUGGGAGUCAUCGUUUUGACGCUGUACCUUUCGCAAAUCCCCUGGAAGCACCUCGGAAGCUCACCUCUCCGGACGCAGUGUAAGGUAAGAGGUACAGGCGGGCAGAGGAGAGGAGAUACUCCCAGUCCCAGAGAGAAACAGGAGGUAUCUACUAGGCAAAUACGCCCCGCGACAAUGCCUGCUAGAAAGCACAAAAGCGUUCACUACAACAAUCCCGAUACAGUUGAUGCAACCCCCAAUAACUCACAACAACAUCCACUGUUGGUGCAAAUCAAUAAACCUAUUCGUCGCAUGCGCAUGGGACAUUGUGGGACUGUUGUAAUAACAUCCACUAGGAGGUACCUUAUUGAGGAGUACCUCCUACCUCCUACUGCGGACGAACACACCGGGUGUCUACCGUGUCUUACUUUACACAGUUACACUCUCGGGAGCGUCGGUUCCAGGUGUGGUCUUAUCGGGUCUUAUCGUGAUGAUCGACAGGUGGGAGGACAGCAGCUAAUAAACGACCACGCCACGUUUGAUGACAUUUUGUGA